Xenopus laevis (African clawed frog) is the source of this 5253-nucleotide messenger RNA. Its product is annotated as lamina-associated polypeptide 2, isoforms alpha/zeta-like. The record is from RefSeq and is a predicted model, not a curated record. Lineage: Eukaryota; Metazoa; Chordata; Amphibia; Anura; Pipidae. The transcript has 2 exons. The coding region runs from base 2214 to 4061 and encodes 615 amino acids.
UAAAGACAUUUUAAAGAUGUGUAGGAGAACCCACUGUGAAACACAAAUGGAAGUUAGAAUAAAUAAGUUAUAUAAAUCAAAAUCUACUUUAAUGGCACAGGAUGCAAAGAAGCCCAGUACUUACCAUCUACCCAGCAGUAAGCAGUAAAGAAAGGACUGCCUUGCAUCACUGGUGCUUCACUCUGUGUGCAUUGGUUUGUGCAGUAUGCAGCAAGAACACAGGUGCAAGUAUUUGUAAAUGAGCAUUAUGAUGGGUGUGAUUUUUCUCCCCUUAAUGCGUUAGCACUCGCGCUCAUAGUCAUUAUUUCCCUUACGUCCGUAACGGCAGCACCAUGAGAUUUAUUUUGCUUUCCCUUACAUGUAGGACAAGUGAGAAAAAAAGAGUUAAUUCUCCCCACCCAUAAAUACCAGCUACUCAAAACCCCCUCUAGUGUUUUUUUGUCCUACCUUCGUAGGCAGGUGAGUGUAUUAUCCGCGUAAAGGUGGAUGCCAUAUUAACGUUCUUUCUGGUUUUUUCCUAGAUUAAAGAUGCCAGGUCCCUAGGGGACUUGAAGACCGCAGACUGCAUUACCCAAGAGGUCUUUCAGUCGGAGGUGCGAGUGGCCUCUUAGGUUUUGCCGUCGCCGCAAUAGACUGUGCAGCCGAGGGUUGCCCAUAAACAAAAUGGCGACGAUAACCUAUGACACGCAACCUAGAGUUGACGUGAUUGGUUAAGAGAUGUUUACACUGAUGAUGCGGAUCAGGUGUGCUGAAGUAGGCACCAGAGGAUCUUUAAAGCUAAUCACGCUGUGUUCAGACGCUCCCCUUGUAUAGGAGUGUGAUCAGCCUGCUGCUUAGACGUUGCUGCCUGGGUUGCAGCCUCCUUAUUCAGCACUAAGAUGUCUACCCUAGAGCCACCACCUGUCAAAAGACACAGGAAGUCAAAGCAUCUGCAGUGUAGAGCAUGUGACAUACUUCUCCCAGAUGACUAUGGGAAAAGGUUUUGUAAGGACUGUCUGUCCUAUCUGGCUCACAAGGAUGUUGAAGCACUUCCUGAAGCUUCUUCUUCGUGGAUUAAGGAGUUUAUAAAAUCAACUAUGAAGGAUAUGUUUAACCAGUUGCAACCUGGCCCAGUCCCUAUUGCGGAUGAUAUUGUGAAUUCUCCUACAAUAGUUAAUCCUAUAUCUUUAGACGGAUCAACUCAGGAUUCAUCCUCGGAUGAGGAAGAAAUCUUAGCCUUGUUUCCGGUGGAAAGCACUGCGAAAUUGAUCAGGAGAGUAAGGUUAACGAUGGAAUCUCUGGAAAGCGAGGAUUCGCAGGCAACCACUUCUCAGGUAGCUAAGAAAUCUAAAGAUUUUCCGGUUCACCCAGUCAUGAAAGAUUUAAUGACUAGAGAGUGGAAAAAUCCUGAAAAGCCUCCGUCUAUAACAAAAAGACAAAAGCUUUUGUUUCCCAUUCAGGAAGAGGAGAUACAGUCCUGGGGGACUCCUCCGAAAGUAGAUGUAGCCAUUGCCAGACUGUCUAAUAAAACACUCAUUCCUGUGGAAGAUGGUUCAGGAUUAAAGGAUCCUAUGGAUCGCAAGAUGGAGUCCUUACUUAAAAGAGUUUAUAAUACGGGUACAGCUAUUUGUAAGCCAGCCUUGGCUGCCUCGGCAGUGGCUAGAUCAACCAGGCAUUGGCUCAAACAAUUCACGGAGGAUAUCAACAACAACAUAUCCCGUGUGGAGCUUCUGGAAUCCCUGGAAAAGGUCAAUAUGGCAGUUGAGUUCUUGUGUGACUCAUCCAUUGAAAGUAUUAAGCUAGCUGCGAAAACUAUGGCUUUAUCUACAGCAUCCAGAAGAGCUUUAUGGCUAAGAACCUGGUCAGCUGAUUCAGUAUCCAAAAACAGCUUAUGUGCCAUGGCAUUUGAACCAGGUCGUCUCUUUGGAUCAGAGCUGGAUAAACUUUUGGAAUCUUUGUCAGGCUCUAAGAAUAAGCGUCUUCCUCAGGAAAACCAAUCAAAUAGGAGCAAAAAUUCCUUUUUCCGGAAUAGAAGAACAUCACCUAAAAGAGAUAACUACUUUCAAAGAGACAGAAGAAGGAACGAUACAAAUUCCUUUCGGCCCAAUAGAGCAUUCAAUUCUUCCAGAGGGGAGAGAGGAUUUGGGAAAACCUUCCCACCAAAGAAAAGGCCAUCCUUCUGACGCCAGAAGUUUACUGCCGGUAGGGGGCAGAUUAAUUUUUUUCUUUCCAGAAUGGAAAGAAACCAUUGCAGACGCAUGGAUACUCCAAUUAAUUGCAGAAGGCUACAGAAUAGAAUUUCUGAGUCUACCUCCUCAGAGGUUUAUUCUUACUCCCUUAAAUUCUCCAAACAAACAGCUGGCUCUCGAGCAGGCCAUCACAGAAUUUGUUUCAGCCAGAGUUCCCGAACCAGUGCCUCCACUGGAGAUUCAUCGAGGAACCUAUUCAAAGGUCUUUUUAGUCCCCAAGCCAAAUGGGACUUUCAGAACGAUUGUAGACUUAAGACAAGUAAAUCAGUUCAUCCACAAGAAGACUUUUCGUAUGGAAACCAUCAAGUCAGUGAUAAACAUACUAGACAGAGGCGACUAUAUGGCUUCUUUGGAUCUCAAAGAUGCUUAUCUGCAUAUUCCAAUUUUUCAUGCUCACAAGAAAUUUCUUCGGAUUGCUGUGUUCAUCAAAGGAGUUCUGCACCAUUAUCAGUUCAGAGUUCUUCCUUUUGGGAUAACAACGGCACCUCGGGUGUUCACCAAGGUUGUGACCUCGAUAGCAGCGGUUCUAAGAGAAGAAGGGAUAACUCUUAUACCUUAUCUAGACGACUGGCUGAUUACAGCAGUGUCAGCAGCGCUGUUAAAGAAACAUUUAAACAGAACCAUCGAGCUGCUUCAGUAUCUAGGAUGGAUAAUAAAUUGGGACAAAUCAACCCUAGAACCAUCCAGAGCAAUAAAAUUUUUGGGACUCAUCAUCAAAUCUGCGGAAAUGAAGUUAUAUCUUCCCCAGGACAAGAUUUACAGUUUGAGGGAAGCUGUUCAAGAGAUAAUCAGAAACCCUCUUUCGACAAUCAGAGGCUUAAUGAGAGUCCUAGGUCUCAUGACGGCAUCAAUAGAGGCUGUCGCUUGGGCGAAGUUACACAUGAGACCUUUACAAACAGAGAUACUUAUGAGUUGGAAUCGGAAAGUUUCCUCCAUAGAUAUGAAGAUAUGUCUCAGCGCAGAGACACGAUCCAGGUUGGAAUGGUGGCUUCAGGAGAAUCACCUAGUACAGGGUCUAUCUUUUCAACAGCCGGAAUGGAUAGUGCUAACUACGGAUGCCUCUCAAUGGGGAUGGGGAGCCCAUCUGAGCCAUCUAACGGCACAGGGCAUUUGGGAUCCAAUGGAAAGCUCCAUGUCCUCAAAUUUCAGGGAAUUGAGAGCGGUCUACAAAGCCAUUAUGAGUUUCCAAAGACAACUAAAAGGCAAAAGCAUAAAGAUUCUUUCAGACAAUUCCACCACAGUGGCUUACUUGAACAAGCAGGGGGGGACCAGAGUUCCCUUGUUGAAUCAGGAGCUAUUCAAGAUCUUGAAUUGGACAGAGAGACACAGUCCUCGUCUGAUGGCGGUGCAUAUAAAAGGAAAGGAGAAUUUCAUAGCGGAUCAUCUCAGCCGGAAAAAGAUUGCUCCAGGGGAAUGGUCCCUAGAUCAACACAUAUUCUGGAGAAUUACAGAUCGAUGGGAAUGCCAGAGAUAGAUCUCAUGGCCAACAGGAAGAAUCGCAAAACACAGAGGUUUUGCUCCUUAAACAGACUAGAUCGUCCGGAUUAUAUAGACGCCAUGUCAAUCAGGUGGAAAUUCCAACUAGUUUACAUCUUUCCCCCAAUACCUAUGAUUCCCAAGGUUUUACAGAAGAUCAGAUUGGAGAGAGUGCAGACAAUUCUCUUAACCCCAUUUUGGCCUCGGAGGAGUUGGUUCUCUCUGUUAAUGAGAAUGUCCAGAGGACAGUAUUGGAUUCUCCCGCACUUUCCGAAGCUAUUGACCCAGGGGCCUCGGGCAUAUCAGCAUCUUGCGAGAUUGAAGAUGACAGCUUGGAGACUGACAGGUCCAUUUUAGAGUCGGAGGGACUCUCUAAAGAAGUAGUAGACAUACUGAUUCAAUCCAGAAAAGCUUCUACUAUCAAGUCCUAUUCUAGAGUCUGGAAAAGAUUCAGAGACUGGUGCAAGAGGAAACAGAUUUCGGAGACUCAACCUUCUGUGCCGGUGUUGUUAAAAUUUCUUCAAGAAAGUUUUGAUAAAGGGUUAUCGGUAAAUACUAUCAAAGCGCAGAUCUCGGCUUUAUCUGCUCUCCAAAAUAGAUCUUUGUCCACUCUACCGCUUCUUAAAAGAUUUGUCAAGGCUAUUUCAAAGAUCAGGCCUAGACUCAUUCAAUCCUCUCCUACUUGGGACCUACCUCGGGUGUUGAAGAAAUUAUGUGAAGCACCUUAUGAACCUCUGGAAAAUAUCUCCAUUAAGUGUCUAUCUUUCAAGACUUUAUUUUUAGUAGCCAUUACUUCAGCUAGAAGAGUUGGGGAAAUCCAGGCUUUAUCAAUAAAGGAGCCUUACUUGACAUUCCUUCCAGACCGUGUUGUCUUGAGAACCCUUCCUAAUUUCAGACCUAAGGUUGUCAAUACAUAUAAUAUCAAUCAGGAGAUUGUUCUACCAAACGUUCAGGAAGCCCAAGGCCACAGCUCUCAACUGGUCCUUUUGGAUGUAGGCAGAAUUCUGAAAGCCUACCUAAGGAGUACAGAAGAAUUUAGAUUAUCUGAAAGUCUAUUCAUCAGUUUUUGCGGAAGAAAUAAGGGGCUAAAGAGCUCGAAACCGUCAUUAGCACGUUGGAUUAGAGAGACUAUCCAGACGGCCUACAUUAAGGAUAAUCUCAAUCCUCCAUUUCCUGUCAAGGCACACUCUACUAGGAAAAUUUCUGCUUCAUGGGCAGAGGCAGCCAAUGUAUCCUUGGAUCAGAUAUGUAGAGCGGCAACCUGGAGUAAUCCAAAUACUUUCAUCCAGCACUACAGGGUAGACAUCUCGGCUUCACAGGAAGCUUCCUAUGGCAGUAGCAUACUACAGAAGGCGAUAUGAAGAUACCCUCCCUUGUUACUCGUUAACUCUCAUGGUGCUGCCGUAGGGGACGUAAGGGAAUAAGUAAAUUUAUACUUACCGUAAUUUACUUUUCCCUUAGUCCCUUAGGCAGCAAUAAAUUACCCGCCCUAAUAAAAUACUUAAGCAUCGGUCUGUGUGUCUUAUUAAAAAAAAAAAAAAAAACACUA